AUGGUUAGAACUUAUGUAAAGAAAAAGCAGGUGCCAGACGUGCCCGAGGAGACAAUGAGAUCUGCUGUUAAAGAUGUUUUGUCUAGAAAUAUGUCUUUACGGCAGGCCGCUGCUCGAUUUGGCAUUAAAAAAUCUACGCUCUACGAUAGAGUAUCGAAAGCUAGAAAUAUGAACGAUAACUCCGAUUCAGGGACCGAAAUGAAUGAUAGUAAAUCUGGAUUAUCCAAAUAUGCCAGUCGUCAAGUGUUUUCGCCAAUUGAAGAGCUUGAACUUGAAAAAUACCUCAAGCAGUCAUCCCAAAUUUUGCAUGGGUUAACUUAUAUUGCUACUCGUAAAUUGGCUUAUGAGUAUGCAGUGAAACUUAACAAAACAUUUCCUGAAAAAUGGCAUGAGAAUCGGCAAGCGGGAAUCGAAUGGAUGAAAUGUUUCAUGAAACGGCACCCAAGACUCUCUCUUAGGAAGCCAGAAAACACGAGCUUCGGCAGAGCAUCAGCAUUCAAUAAACAUAAUGUGGACAACUUCUUCAAUAACUACGCCGAUGUCUUCAAGAAAUAUAAAUUUCACCCAAGUCGUAUUUGGAAUACCGAUGAGACUGGCAUUUCCACUGUGUUACAAGCUCCAAAAGUGAUCGCUGAAACCGGAAAAAGAGUUGUGGGUCAGUGUGUCUCUGCAGAAAGAGGCACUCUAGUCACUUUCUGCGGUGUUAUUUCUGCAACCGGUUCUGCACUUCCUCCUAUGUUUGUAUAUCCUCGAGUGAGAAUGAAGGAUCAUUUUUUGCAUGGCUCUGUACCUGGAUCUAUAGGUUACGGAACAAAGUCAGGGUGGAUGACCGCACCAGUUUUCGUUAAAUUAUUGGAACAUAUAAAAAAAUAUACGAAUAGUACCCCAACAGAUCCUAUCUUGCUGUUAAUGGACAAGCAUGAAACACAUGUAUCAGUGGAUGCCAUCAACUAUGCCCGUGAGAACGGAAUCGUUUUGCUAUCAUAA
Messenger RNA from Coccinella septempunctata (seven-spotted ladybird), 987 nucleotides. RefSeq lists its product as uncharacterized. Gene Ontology annotation, molecular function: DNA binding. The transcript has a single exon. The record is from RefSeq and is a predicted model, not a curated record. Lineage: Eukaryota; Metazoa; Arthropoda; Insecta; Coleoptera; Coccinellidae. Gene Ontology annotation, cellular component: nucleus. Bases 1 to 987 code for a protein of 328 amino acids.